CUACCGUCUGACGUGACGUCAUGACCAACUCUCACGUGACCAGGCCGGGCCCCGAUGGUAUGGCGGAAAUAAACGUCGUCUGAGCAAAGAGGACCAUUACUUUCUCACAGGAUUAUACCCCUUUCACGACGCCAGGGGAUUAACAGAGCACCAUAAUCAACAGAGUUUUGCUGUACUGUGGCCCGGCAGUCAUGCCUCCCACAACCUGAUCAUCAAACUUGACUUCAACCACACAACCAGAAGGGCAACCCACUACAACAUAGCAAAGGCCCAGUAAGCAGACUCAGAAGAUGUCGGAUGCGCAGAACCCAUCUUUUUCCCAGCUCCAGGUGACAAUCACCUCAGCCAAACUGAAGGAUGUCGGAGGCGGCUGGUUUGCCAGUAAGCCUGAUCCUUACGUGGAGCUCAGCGUGGAUGGACAGCCUCCCAGGAAGACUGAGGUGGUCAAGAAAACUCUUACUCCUACCUGGAAUGAACACUUCACUGUAUUGGUGACUCCUUACAGCAAACUCGAGCUCAGUGUCUUCAACCACUUCAACCUAAAGACAGACGUCUUGAUGGGGAGGCUACAUCUUGACCUGUACCCUGUUCUAAGGGAUAACAGUGGGAAAUUGACUAACCUGGAGUUAAAAAAAGACUUGCAGCUGAACGUGAAGAAUGUUCAGGUCCGUGCCGGUGACCUGCAGCUCGUGCUGGAUGGGAUGAAUGUCAACAUGGAGCACUACCAGGGCCGCUUCCAGCACAUGGCUAACGGCACAGCUGCCUCAGCUGCCCCUCCCUCUGCAGCGGGGGAUGAAUCUGUAGCCCCCUCCUCCGAUUCCACAGAUGAAACCCCUAGUUCUAGGGGUCAUAGGUUACUCUCAUCUAGACCCAUCAGGCCUAGGUCUCUUCUCUCACUCUUUGGCACUCCAGAGCGCAGCAGACAACAUGUAAACGGGGAAGUGUCCCGGGGACAGGGUGAUGCCUCCACACCCACCAGCCAGCAGAACGGCCCGUCCAGCAAUACGUCCACCCCCAACACCAGACACCCUGAGCAGCCAGGUGCGAGAUCUCGCGCUGGCCGCCCGGCCCCAUCUCCCCCGUCCGCCGAUCUGUCGUCACAAGCCAGUUCCCAGCCGCCGCCGCCCCUGCCCAGCAGAUCGGGGGCUGCUGCAGCAGCUGUCGCUGGAGCAUCCGCAGGAGCCAGCAACUCCCCGCAGCCCAGCGGCAGACAGCAGGGCAAACCGCCAAGUGCCGGCCAGUCCCCACAGCAAAACCCCCCUCCCAGUGGCCCUCCUCCCGAUGCGAGCGACACUUCCAACACCACACCCCAGAAUGGGCCAACACCAGCAGGGCAGGAGCCACUCCCUCCUGGGUGGGAGACAAGGAUAGACCCCCACGGCAGACCGUACUAUGUGGACCACACCACCAGAACUACCACUUGGGAGAGGCCACAGCCCUUGCCACCGGGCUGGGAACGGCGUGUGGACCCCCGGGGUAGAGUCUAUUAUGUGGACCACAACACACGUACCACCACGUGGCAGCGCCCCACGGUGGACACGGUGCGGAACUACGAGCAGUGGCAGCAGUACCGUACGCAGCACCAGUCAGCCGCCAUGCAGCAGUACCAGCAGCGAUUCCUCUGGCAGACCAACGCUGUAGCUGCUGACGACCCGCUGGGCCAGCUCCCUCCUGGCUGGGAGAAGAGAGAGCAGAAUGGAAGGGUUUACUUUGUCAACCACAACACCAGAACAACUCAGUGGGAGGACCCCAGGACACAGGGAAGUGCAGUUAACGGUGAGCCCCGCAGUGGUGCAACAGCUGAAGGAAGUGCGGUAAACGAGGAGCCCCUGCCCGAGGGCUGGGAGAUGAGAUACACAGCGGAGGGUGUCAGGUACUUUGUGGACCACAACACACGGACAACCACAUUCCAGGACCCCAGGAGUGGUGCAACAGCCAAAGGACCCAAAGGAGCAUACGGAGUGCCCAUUGCCUAUGAGAGAAGUUUCAGAUGGAAAUUGGGACAAUUCAGGUAUCUCUGUCAGUCCAAUGCGCUGCCUAGCCACGUCAAGAUUAGUGUGUCCAGGCAAACUGUCUUCGAAGAUUCCUUCCACCAGAUCAUGCGGUUACAACCAUUCGAUCUGCGGAGGAGAUUGUACAUCAUUUUCCGGGGGGAGGAAGGAUUGGACUACGGUGGAAUAGCAAGGGAGUGGUUCUUCAUGUUGUCCCACGAGGUGUUGAACCCCAUGUACUGCCUGUUUGAGUACGCCAGCAAGAAUAACUACAGUCUGCAGAUCAACCCGGCCUCUUCAGUCAACCCCGACCACCUCAUGUACUUCAGGUUCAUCGGCAGGUUUAUAGCCAUGGCGUUGUACCAUGGGAAGUUCAUCGACAACGGCUUCACGCUGCCCUUCUACAAGCAGAUGUUGAGCAAGAAGCUGACAAUGAAGGACCUGGAGUCUGUGGACCCCGAGUUCUACAACUCCCUGCAGUUCAUCAAGGAAAAUGACAUUGAUGAGCUGGACAUGGAGCUGUACUUCUGUGCAGACUUUGAGGUGCUGGGUAAGAUCACGACGGUAGAUCUCAAAGAGGACGGGUCAAACAUCCGAGUGACUGAGGAGAACAAGGACGAGUACAUCAUACUCAUGGUUAACUGGAGGUUCCAGCGUGGUGUGGAGGAACAAACCAAGGCCUUCCUGGACGGCUUCAACGAUGUCGUCCCACUGCAGUGGCUGCAGUACUUCGACGAGAGGGAACUUGAGUUGAUGCUGUGUGGCAUGCAGGAGUUUGACAUUAAUGACUGGCAGAGGAACACCAUCUACAGACACUACGCACGCAACAGCAAGCAGGUCCAGUGGUUCUGGCAGUAUGUGAAAGAACUGGACAACGAGAAACGUGCCCGACUCUUACAGUUUGUGACGGGCACGUGCAGGCUACCUGUGGGAGGAUUUGCAGAGUUAAUGGGGAGCAAUGGUCCCCAGAGGUUUUGUAUAGAGAAGGUCGGAAAGGAAACCUGGCUACCGCGCAGCCACACAUGUUUUAACCGCCUGGACUUGCCGCCGUACAAGAGCUACGAGCAGCUGGUAGAGAAGCUGAAUUACGCCAUCGAGGAGACGGAAGGCUUCGGACAGGAAUAAGGACGGGCCAGGGAAACCUUCCAGCCUGCUGUCCUGCCAUUCAACCAUAGCUGGGCCAUUUGGAGUCUUUGGUUUUCUGCAUGGCCCACCUGGGCCAAGUCUAAACCAUUUUUACCUGCUCUAGGUUGAUCCAGAAUCAAGCAUGAUGUCUGAAAGUGCACCAAAUUUUCAGAAAAUUAUGUAUCGCAAAAUAGGCAAGCUGAUGAUACCAAAUCAUAGAGAAUAGCCAUUUAUUCCCAAGGAUUCAAAUGAGUAUUUUCUUUAUUUUGGGGAUGGGGAAGGCUUUUAAAUGUAAAUGUAGCUGAAUGCCAUCUUAUUAAUGUGUUAGGAGUAAGUAAUGAAGACUCUUUGUUUCCAAUGAACAGAUCUUAUGUUGAAUAAGGAAGUAUGUGCAAAACUAGUACCUGUCCAAUCAUGUUAAUUUCCUGCAUAGCAGGCACAAGUAGGGGACGACAGUUCAUUCAACUAAAGUAGGAAUGGACGAUUGAUUAGCAAAAGGGUAAGGUUUGAUCCUUGGUUAAGCUUGAAUUAGGCUUCUGUGUCAUGAGGUAGUAAAUGUAGCAAAUCCAUACCAAUUUUUUCAAGACCAAUCUGAACUUGUGUUAGGAACUACCAUGCCUUUUAACCCUGGUCACUCUUUCAGUAGCUCCUUGUUUCAAAUUCCCGUGUGUAAUAUUUUUUCUAGAUGAACAGUAAAAUCUCUCGUAAUGUUACAUGCAAUGAAUGUGCUCCCUUUGUAUAUUAUAUUUCAUAAGUUUUAUCAUUAUAGGUAUAUUUGACUUUACAAAUUUGUAAGAUUCUUCAAAUUUCCGUUGUCUACACAAAUCUUAAGUGGCCAGGGUUAUUAAACCUUCUCAAUACUGAGGUAGCCUUUUUAGCACUACAGUUGUAUUGGUUACAGAGUUAGGCUACAAGGAGAGGGUUAGAAAUUGCACAAGGCAUACAGCAGAGAGCAUAGCAACCCUGUCAGCACCCAUUUUGUAUGUUGUGUAAAAAGUUGGUGGCAGGCUAUCAGCCACCAGAAGCCAUGAGCAGACUGGUAUGUACAUAAAUCAGAUUUUUUUCCUCCCUGCUUGGUGAAUGUUGUAUGAAAGAUUUAUGAUUCUCAAUUCCAUGUUGAUUCUUUUUUUUGCUGAGAAUUGUGACUUUGAUAAAACUGUGUCAAUCUCGCAGUUUUUUUCUGGCGUGAAGGAAAGUCAAAUCGUCUUUUCUGCACGGACAAGUUCCAAAGUGUAAUGGGGUCUGCAGAGAUGCACAUAACCAGCCAGAUAUGUAGUAUAAACACUUACAACUGGCCAGUGCCUAUUGUAGACACUCCAUGAUCAGGCCAUUAUCAGUCCUUUGGUAAUCCAAUAACCAGACUGAGUGUGAAGAGAUCUUGAUUUAGACUAUUGUAUAUUGAGCAUGGGCACCUCUCGGCUACUACCCAGUUGAGUAAAAAUGAAGCAGCAACUUCCUUCAAAACCAAACUGUAAAAUGGUAUAUAGUGAGACAGUCAAUUUGUCCACACACUGAAUGCCUUCAUUUGCAAAUAGCAAAUCUCUUUGUAUGACAUGUGAAGAUCUUAUUAUUUCAGCGUUAAUUAUGAGUACAUUAUAAGUCUCCCACUUCCUCUAUAUGUGAAGAGUUUUUGGCAAUCUGCAAUCUGCUUUGUACAAAUACAUGUAAAUUUAAUGUCAUCCAAGCUGACUAGAGCCUGGCAACUGUGAAAGGGAAGGAAAGAUUUAAGUUAGCAAUUUUCCAAGUGGAUGAUUUUACUAACAUUAUAGUUAAAAAAAGAAAUCCUUAUGUAAUGUAAAUACUGUUAUAUUAGUCUGGGAGGGGAAUACCUGUGAUUUUGUUGUUUGUGUAUGACCGCUGCUACUAUUUUUAUCAGGUGUGUAUUUAUACAGAUAUCGCCCUUCCCUCCUGGUUCGAUAUCGCCUAUAUGGAAGGCGAUACAUGUACCACAAGAAUACUGUAUUUUCAGUGCACAAUUGUAAAUGCCAAGCUUCUCUAGACUACUGUCAAAUCCUAGUAUUGUCUCCAAUGUGUGUUUGCAGGGUCCAUCAAAAACUGAUACAGACGUUUUGAGAUGGAAAAAGUCACUCCAACUGAAAGGAAAUAUUUCCUUCAUUUGCAGGGUAUUCACUUUUUAAUAAACUUCAAAUUCUGUUGAUGUGAUCUGAAUUUGAAUGAAGGCAGGCCAUCCCUGCAUUACUCUAUUUCGUGUCGUUUGCAGGAAUCAAAAUUUAUGACGCCAUUAGAUUGUCAUUUAAUUUCAGAUGAUUCCUCUAUUCGUAUAGAUUCAGGCAGUUUAAAUCAUCAGCAUCUGUUUGAUCAGAAAACUGUUUUUUUGUGACCCUGUAGUAUACACUUUGGCUUCUGCAAGACAGCUGCCCAUGUUGGAUUGAAUUUCUUUGAUAGGUAUUCCGAUACAGCAAAAGCCACUAACACAGCAACCAUUAGAGCAUCUUCUGUGAUUUAUUUUCAUCUUAAUCAGUUGUGGAUGUGGAGUACUUUUCAACUGUCAUUCGGAAUGCCUAUCUUGAAUGUACAUGUAAGUUUGUCUCCAAUCUUUGCUAUCCCAGCAUAGACCUCCCACACACUAAUGUACAGGUCUGUCUUCCUCUUGUCAUCCUCAAACGAGUCUCUUUUCCAAUAAAUUGCUGAUUUUAUUAUGAAA
Branchiostoma floridae (Florida lancelet) is the source of this 5781-nucleotide messenger RNA. Its product is annotated as NEDD4-like E3 ubiquitin-protein ligase WWP2. Bases 291 to 3116 code for a protein of 941 amino acids. Lineage: Eukaryota; Metazoa; Chordata; Leptocardii; Amphioxiformes; Branchiostomatidae. Gene Ontology annotation, biological process: ubiquitin-dependent protein catabolic process. Gene Ontology annotation, molecular function: protein binding; ubiquitin protein ligase activity. The transcript is spliced from 26 exons. The record is from RefSeq and is a predicted model, not a curated record.